AUGGUGAUCCCACGCCCAGCCUGGGGACCCGCUGACCCCUCCCUCCCCUCCCAGUGGCUGAGCCUGCUGCUGCUCCUGCUGUUGCCGGGCCCCCUGCCCGCCCCUGUCAUGGAGGACACCGCCUUCCCCCACCUGGGAGAGAGCUCGCAGCCCCCACCCCGGGCCUGCCCCCCGAGAUGCUCCUGCCCCCGUGCCGACACAGUGGACUGUGAUGGCCUGGACCUGCGGGUGUUCCCGGACAACAUCACCAGGGCCGCCCAGCACCUCUCCCUGCAGAACAACCAGCUCCAGGAGCUCCCGUACAACGAGCUGUCGCGCCUCAGCGACCUGCGGACCCUCAACCUCCACAACAACCUCAUCUCCUCUGAGGGCCUGCCCGAUGAGGCCUUCGAGUCCCUCACACGGCUGCAGCACAUCUAUGUGGCCCACAACAAGCUCUCAGUGGCCCCCCAGUUUCUGCCACGCUCCCUCCGUGUUGCGGAUCUUGCUGCCAACCAAGUGAUGGAGAUCUUCCCGCUCACCUUUGGGGAAAAGCCGGCGCUCAGGUCCGUGUACCUCCACAACAACCAGCUGAGCAACGCUGGCCUGCCCCCUGACGCCUUCCACGGCUCCGAGGCUGUCACCACCCUCAGUCUCUCCAGCAACCGGCUCAGCUACCUGCCGCCCAGCCUCCCGCCCUCACUGGAGCAGCUCCACCUGCAGAACAACUUCAUCUCCAAGGUGCCCCGAGGAGCUCUAAGCCGCCAGACACAACUUCGUGAGCUCUACCUCCAGCACAACCAGCUGACGGACAGCGGCCUGGAUGCCACCACUUUCAGCAAGCUGCAUAGCCUUGAGUACCUGGACCUGUCACACAACAAGCUGGCCACGGUGCCUGCAGGCCUGCCUGCAACCCUGGCCAUCCUGCACCUGGGCCGCAACCGCAUCCAGCGGGUGGAGGCAGCUCGGCUGCGUGGAGCUCGGGGCCUGCGCUACCUUCUGCUGCAGCACAACGCGCUGGGUACCUCAGGGCUGCCUGCCGGGGCGCUGCGGCCACUGCGGGGCCUGCACACACUGCACCUCUACGGCAAUGGGCUGGACCGCAUGCCCCUGGCACUGCCCCGCCGCCUGCGGGCGCUGGUACUGCCCCACAACCUCGUGGCCACGCUGGGCGCCCGUGACCUGGCCACCACGCCGGGCCUGGCUGAGCUCAACCUGGCCUACAACCGCCUGGCCAGUGCCCGCGUGCACCACCGGGCCUUCCACCCACUGCGUGCCCUGCGCAGCCUUGACCUGGCUGGCAACCAGCUGACCCGCCUGCCCGAGGGCCUGCCCACCAGCCUGCGCACCCUGCGGCUACAGCACAACCAACUGCGGGCCCUCGAACCCGAGCCACUGGCCGGCCUGAACCAGCUGCAGGAGCUCAGCCUGGCGCACAACCGGCUCCGGGUCGGCGACAUUGGGCCCGGCACCUGGCAUGAGCUGCAGGCCCUCCAGGUGCUGGACCUCAGCCACAACGAGCUGUCCUUCGUGCCCCCCGACCUGCCUGAGGCCCUGGAGGAGCUGCACCUGCAGGGCAACCGCAUCGGCCACGUGGGCCCCGAAGCCUUCCUCAGCACACCCCGCCUGCGUGCCCUCUUCCUCAGAGACAACAAGCUUCACAUGACGAGCAUUGCGGCUGAGGCCUUCCUGGGCCUCAUGCACCUGCGCGUGGUGGACACAGCAGGUAACCUGGAGCACGUCCUGGUCCGGCUGCCACCCAUAGUUCCGCGUGGGCCACAGGCAGGGGGCCCCUGA
Messenger RNA from Cynocephalus volans (Philippine flying lemur), 1776 nucleotides. It is a transcript of the gene PODNL1, whose product is annotated as podocan like 1. Lineage: Eukaryota; Metazoa; Chordata; Mammalia; Dermoptera; Cynocephalidae. The transcript has 9 exons. The record is from RefSeq and is a predicted model, not a curated record. Bases 1 to 1776 code for a protein of 591 amino acids. Gene Ontology annotation, molecular function: protein binding.